Messenger RNA from Naegleria lovaniensis, 723 nucleotides. RefSeq lists its product as uncharacterized. The record is from RefSeq and is a predicted model, not a curated record. NCBI's taxonomy places the organism in Eukaryota, Heterolobosea, Eutetramitea, Acrasida, Naegleriidae. The transcript has a single exon. The coding region runs from base 1 to 723 and encodes 240 amino acids.
AUGAGCCUUCUACUAUCGAGUUUUUCGCUUGCGAAAAAUUUCGCAAAUUAUGAUGGCUAUUUAGUGAGCCAAAAAUUGUCCGCCUCCCCAAUUGAAUUGGCACAUCUUCUCUCAUUCGUUGCCGGUAAGAGUGAUACGAAACUCGUAGAAACAAAUUCUCUGCCAGACCUUUCUAUCGUGGAAAGCACAUUGAAAACCAUUGACAAAGCAGAUACUUCUGCUUUGGAUUCAGGUGUUAAAAGUGGAUUUAAAAUGUUGGUAGAAGAUGAAGAACUGCGGUGUUUAGUUCUUGAUAAUUUAUGGGUCAUCAUCAAAACUCUUGGCUCUGAUGGAGUCAAACAUAUGUUGAAAGCCAUUCAAGUACUCCCUGGAGUGUUAGUAGUUAUGAAUGGCAACCUUGACCCACAAUCGUUGACCCACACUGUGAAAGGUGGCUUGGAAAUGCAGGCGAUACAAUUCAAAAUGGUCAAAGAAGGAGGAAAAGGAGCAAAAGUGAUCUAUCAAAUUAUCAAACGUAUUAUUGACAUCAUCCGCAAAAAGACUCAGACAACUAUUGAAAGUCGUGAUGACUUGACACCAAAUCAAAGAGAAGAGUUGACGAAAAUUGUGAAUGCAACAACUCCAUUGGUGGAGUCUGAUGAGCCUAAUAAUGAAAAAAUUGAGGCCUUGCUUCAUACUCUAAGACCUCAGAAAUAUGUGAAAACAGACAAUGUGGCCAUUUAG